CCGAGUACUAUAAUUUAAAAUAAAAAACUACGGAGUAUAUUGGGAAACCAAAUGUGAAUCAAAAACAGGCAUUUCAUUCAUAUUUUCCAAAACCCUCACACUUCCAGUCCAACUCUCCUGCAAUGGCGAAUGAGCGGAGGAAGCCGGAAGUGCUGGCGUCACUAUACUAUUCACUGAUGGUUCUGGUGUUCGUGCUCGUCGCCUGCGUCGAGCUCGGCGACGCCGUUACCGCCGUCGACGUCUACCGCCUUGUCCAGUAUGAUCUGUCCGGCGUCCCUUAUGGAUCUCGGCUUGCCUCGCUCAACCAUCACGCCGGUUCUUCCUUUCUGUCCUCUUCGUCCGGUUUAGGUUCCAUUGCCGAUCUCUCCCGGUCGGUUAUCAUGCUUCCACUUAGCGAAUUGAAUCUCACUCUCAUCAAAGAAUAUAUUGGACAGAAAAAGCUGUUGGGGGGUUUACUAUUUUUACUCCCUCCAAAUUUUAGUCCAGAUAACCCACAUACUGUCGGUGCUGAUGCUAAUUUCGAAAUAGACCGCACAAGGAACACAUUGAAUGACCUGGAGCAGUUGCUUAUUCAUGUCAACAUCCCGUAUCCUGUUUAUUUUGCUUUUGAAGAUGAAAAUAUCAGCCCUGUACUAGCUGAUAUAAAGAGAAAUGAUGCGAUUGGUCAGCCUGCAACAGCCACAACAGGCGGAUUCAAGCUUGUCGUUUCUGCUCGAGAACCAAAGAAAAUUGCAUCUCCCACCAUUUCAAAUAUUCAGGGAUGGUUACAAGGCUUGAAAAGUGACGGGGAAAGCCAACUCCCAACUAUUGCCAUAGUUGCAUCAUAUGAUACUUUUGGUGCUGCACCAGCAUUAUCUGUAGGGAGCGAUAGCAAUGGAAGUGGUGUUGUGGCACUUCUUGAAUUAGCUAGAUUGUUUUCUAUUCUUUAUUCAAAUCCCAAUACCAGAGGCAGGUAUAAUAUACUUUUUGGAUUGACAUCUGGUGGACCUUAUAACUACAAUGGAACUUAUAAGUGGCUUCAGAGUUUUGACCAACGUCUACGUGAGAGUAUAGAUUAUGCUAUUUGCUUGAAUAGCAUUGGCUCAUCUAACAAUAAGUUAUGGGUGCACGUGUCUAAAUCUCCUGAAAAUGCGUACAUAAAGCAAAUCUUUCAGGGCUUUUCCAAUGUUGCAGAAGAAUUGGGGCUUCAGAUUGGUAUUAAACACAAGAAAAUUAACAUAUCUAAUCCCCGAAUAGCCUGGGAGCAUGAACAAUUCUCAAAGGUAAGAGUAACUGCAGCAACCCUUUCUGAACUUUCUGCUCCUCCUGAGUUGUUUGAAAGCACUGGUGGUCUUGCUGAUAACAGACAUUCUGUCAGUGAAGCCUCAAUCAUUCAGGGUGUCAAGCUUGUUGGUGAAAGUUUAGCCAAACACAUAUAUGGCCAUGAGGGUAAAAGCAUCAACAUAUUUGCAAAUGGUAGUAGCUUAGCUAUCAAUCCCUUUUACAUACGUUCUUGGAUUGAUCUGUUAUCAACAACACCUAGGGUGGCACCAUUCCUUUCAAAAAAGGACCCACUUAUCCUGGCAUUACAAAAGGAAUUAGCUGAUCACACCAGUGAUGUACGUAUUCAGCACGCUGUGCUUGAUGGAAUGUUCACUUUCUACGACUCAACAAGUAGCAAAUUGCAUAUAUAUCAGGUUGCCAGCGUGACAUUUGAUUUGCUCUUGCUAUUAAUUCUAGGAACAUACUUGAUUACCCUUUUCAGUUUUCUAGUCAUCACAACCAGGGGUCUUGAUGAUCUCAUCAACCUAUUCCGCCGUCCCCAUUCCCGAAAAACGAAAGCUGCCUAAUUCAGUGAACACACACUUAUCAGCAAAGGGAAGAUUUCUUGCAGAUUUGACAUGGGGGUGUUUGGCUCUUCUUCACACGGGCAAAAUUUGCUUCUGUGAGUUUCCCUUUUCAUUUCUAGCUUUGUUAAUCGAAGUGCCCUUAGAAGUAGUUAUGGAAGUGUGCUAAAAUGGUGAAAGACAGACACCCGAUUUAAACUUGGAGGGAGGGAGGGAGGGAGGGACUGAGUUUGUGUUUCUAAACCAAUUUUGUUUAUGUACUUUCUAUGUAGUUGUUUCAGUCCCCCCAUUAGAGUUGCCAAGGGCUCUGUAAUUUGUUUGCUUGGAAUAGUUGGUUGAUGAUGGCAUCUUGGAAUUUCUUGGCAACUAAUUUUAUGACUAUUUAUUUUGUUGUCCACUUUGGCUCUAGUUAUCAUUUAU
Cuscuta campestris is the source of this 2246-nucleotide messenger RNA. Lineage: Eukaryota; Viridiplantae; Streptophyta; Magnoliopsida; Solanales; Convolvulaceae. The record is from the annotation of a GenBank genome assembly.